Ambispora leptoticha is the source of this 963-nucleotide messenger RNA. The record is from the annotation of a GenBank genome assembly. Lineage: Eukaryota; Fungi; Glomeromycota; Glomeromycetes; Archaeosporales; Ambisporaceae.
AUGUUAGAAACAUUAGAACUAUUAAAAAUUUCAACACGAGAGCAAGAUCGUGUUGAAAGAGAAUUCAACAUGGGAGGAGCACAAAGUGCAGAUAAAGGACACGGUUAUCACGUAUUAAGAGUACAGGAGAAUUCACCGGCGCAUUUGGCAGGCAUAGAACCCUUUUUUGAUUACAUCGUUGGAAUCAAUGGAAUACCCUUGGAUACACCCGAAAGCCGAGUAUUACAGGAUCAAUUACUAGCAAAUAUGGAUAAAGAAGUGGUUCUUGCAAUUUAUUCUACCAAGGAGCAAGAAUUACGCGAAGUUCCAAUGAUACCGAAUCGAAGUUGGACAUCGAAUCCUGGAGAUGGUUUAAUCGGACUCAGCAUUCGGUUUUGUACAUAUGAGGCUACCAAUGAGCAUGUAUGGCAUAUAUUAAAUGUAGCACCUGAAAGUCCAGCAGAAUUGGCCGGUUUGAUACCUUAUACUGAUUAUAUAAUUGGGACGCCACAUGUAACACUACAUAGCGAAAAUGACUUUUAUGAAUUUAUUGAAGCAUAUACGGGACAUCCUUUACGUCUUUACGUAUAUAAUUCAGAUUUUGACGCUUGUCGAGAGGUCGUAAUAACACCAAAUCAUGCAUGGGGAGGAGAGGGUGCACUAGGUUGUGGAGUUGGUUAUGGGUAUUUGCAUAGAAUACCAAAAACCAACAAAUAUCAUAAUAGUCAACUUACAUAUCAAGGUGAUUUAAAGCAACAACCACAACAGUUUAAUGAUCAAUCAUUACCAGUUGAAAAAUCUCAUCCAUCGAUGACCAAUACUGAUGUUGUUACUGUCAUCCCUACCACGAUCACCACCGCUCCAUUGAUAAUUGAAACACCCGCAGAACCUCCAGAAACUAAUAGACCACAGCAGUCGCAGCAAUAUCCAAACUAUCAUCAAACUAUACACUUUAAUAAUGAUAAAGUUCCCCUUGAUCCAUAA